UGGAAACUACUUGCCAAAGUCGCACUGCAUAAUCCUUAGAGAAUAAUAAAACGAAGCCCAUUCGGUCCGUUGCCUCUGCUUACUAGACAUCCAUUUUCCCAUCCUUCUUAUUCUUCAUCUGUAAGUUAGAACAACCUCCACCAUGUACUUUUUACCAGUGAUUGCGGCAAUCACAUUUUACGCUCUGGUAGUUCGGGCCUUACGAUAUCGCCGUCGUGAUGGCUUCCAGCGGAGAUUUCCCCAGUACAAAACACGAGAAGAAAUGGCUUCAAUGCCAUUAUCAGACGCAGCCUCUAUAUUGCGUGAGCUAUCGGAAAGGGAAUUUCCCACAACAUUCCACACAUCCGCGUCUUUCGCACUCUUCAAGACAUAUGGAAUCCCAACGAUCUCCAAACUUUUAGUAGCUACCAGCCAGCUUUCAGGAAAUCGCACAGUAUCGAAACGACGGAUAGAUACCGUAGUUUUAAUGUCGGAGAUUAUCUACAACACACCAGACUCCCGUCGCAACAUAGAUGCCAUCUCUCGCAUUAACUUCCUUCAUAGUCGCUGGCGAGAGGCUGGGAAGAUAUCCAACGAUGACAUGCUCUACACUCUCAGCCUCUUCCUCCUCGAACCUAUGCGCUGGACCGCACUAUACGAAUGGAGGGACCUAACCAUGUUUGAGAAGAAUGCCUUGGCUAUCUUUUGGAAAGAUCUGGGCAACGAGAUGGGCAUCUCUUAUGAGUGCUUGGCUCCCCACAUGAGCCAAAAGGAUGAUGCCUUGGCCUGGCUGGAGGCGCUCCAGAAGUGGUGCUUGAAGUACCAGGAGCACCACAUGGUCCACGCUAUCUCGAACGAAAAGCUGGCACAUGCGAAUAUUACUCUACUCUUAAUAGACUUCCCUAAGUUCACGCACAACUUCGUAUUCAGGCAGUUACGUUGCCUGAUGGAACCUGUACUCCGACAAGCCAUGGGAUACGAAAAUCCAAGCAGGUUGGAUUUCUUCAUCUUUGAAAACCUAGUCGCUUUCAGACGUAACGUUCUCAAGUACUUCUGUUUACCACGACCAAAAUGGUGGACCAAACCCAUGAUCCAAGACGUGGACAAAAAGACAGGCCGAAUGUACUUGCCAAACUACCUCGCGCACCCCUACUACGUCAAGCCGGGCUUCUGGUGGCGAUGGAGUCCUUCUGCUCUCUACACUAGACUAAUUGGUGGACACUUACCUGGAGAUGAGGGGUCUAAGUACCAUCCGGACGGAUACACCAUUCCAGAAGUUGGCCCUGACGCCCAGAGAUGCAACGGCAAAGAGUACAUGGAGCGCACGAGAGAGAGAAUUAGUCAAGCUAGGGGUUGCCCCAUGGCAUUUCAGGCUUGACUUCGAGAAGGAAGCUUGUGUUGCAGUGCGGUGUCAAGCGCCAUGUGGACCUUGCGACGAGCUCUCUGUUGCUCCGAUUAAACUCUCCCCGGUUUGAUAUCAUCCAAGCAAUAUUUUGUGAGAAUUUCGGAAUCGCAAUGACCAACUUCGAGAUUGCACACAAGUAGUAGUCUGCUAGUAUCAUUAUAAGCUUAUGAAUGAUAAUGGAGUUUGGAAUUGGAUCACAUUAUGAC
Molecule: messenger RNA, 1590 nt
Organism: Colletotrichum phormii
Lineage: Eukaryota; Fungi; Ascomycota; Sordariomycetes; Glomerellales; Glomerellaceae
Exons: 3
Coding region: 143-1357 (404 amino acids)
Molecular function (GO): oxidoreductase activity
Source: RefSeq, a predicted model, not a curated record